GUUUUGCGGGCGAACAGGCGAGAUUUUUGAUAGGCGCCCGUAAACGCCUGCGUGCGAGCUGCGUGCUUCGGGGCGUCGUAGAGUGCGCCGUGCUUGGCUGUGUGUGUGUGGUGUCGUCGGCCAAGCCUCCCAGCGACCGCACCGUUUCGUCGACGCCCGCCGAGGCUUCGAGAACAACACAAGCAGCUCCUUGCGGGUGUUGUGCGCGCGUUUCUUGUCGCGUGGACCGUGGGAGUGUCACCUUCGACGGUAAUCAUCCUCACGUGGCGGUCCUCGGCCCCAGCGCGGAGCUAAAGCAGAGCAAUGGCGGCCGCCGUGCCCGACGCCCCUACGAACCGCAGUGAGCUGGAGAUGAUCCAGCUCAAGAUGAACCAGACUACGGACGAGUCGUUGGAGAGGACGAGGAACAUGAUAUCACUAUGCGAAGAGAGCAAGGAAGCUGGCAUACGAACAUUAGUUGCUCUCGACGAACAAGGAGAGCAACUGGACCGCAUCGAAGAGGACAUGGACAAAAUUAACGCCGACAUGAAAGAGGCCGAGAAGAAUCUAACCGGAAUGGAGAAGUGCUGUGGCAUCUGCGUCUGUCCUUGCCAGAAGGUGUUGGUUAGGGCUGAGGAAGUGGCCAUGACACUCACGGGCAAGGAGUUCAAGGAAGACGCCAGCACGUGGAAGGCCAACGAGGACGGGAAGGUGGUGAAUAGUCAGCCUGCCAGGGUCAUGGACGACCGCAACGGAGCCGGUCCAACCAGCGGGUACAUCGCCAGAAUUACAAACGACGACCGUGAGAACGAAAUGGAAGACAACAUGGUUCAAGUGUCCACCAUGAUCGGGAAUCUGCGCAACAUGGCAAUCGACAUGGGCAGCGAGAUUGAGUCGCAAAAUCGGCAGAUCGACAGGAUCAACCAGAAGGGAGCGUCCAACGUGGUUCGCGUCAAAGGCGCUCAGGAGAGGGCUGCCAAACUCAUCAAGAGUUGAGCUUGCGUUCCGCCACCGAUUUUGCUUUACUCUUGUUUUUUUUUGUUCGUUUUGCACCUACACACAACUACACCAUGUUGCACUGACGGAUUUUUAUCUUCACACACACAAACAACACGUACACAACCGACUCACCAAGAACCAACAGGGCUGCGACGAUCGACCGCCGGGAAGUCGUCGUGUGUCGUUCUUCCCUCCCACCUGGCCUUCCUGUGGACUUUGGGAAUAUACGGAAAGUGAAAAAAGAAAAAAAAAGUACCGACAGGGGACGUCUUCGGACCGGUCGUACGAUUGCGUGUCUUUUUUUUUUUUAAUUUGUAAUGUUCGCUCUGGAUUGUACAGACGGUGUUUUCUUUUUCUUCUUUUACAGUCUGUCCUUACUUGCACAGAGACACAACCGUGACACACACACACACGCACUCACAUGCACUUGUGUUUACACUUGCUUGCUACAAGCAGUUGCACCCCAAUUUUUAAAUAUUUUUUUUCUCUCUUCUCUCGAGGAUUAUUAUUAUUGUUUCUUUGAGGCACCGACUUUAUGUGAUAAGGGAAGUACAGUGCGCCAGCGAAGUCCUGUCUCUCCAGAGGUACGCCGAGGUGUAAGCGCUUUCCAGCUUCAGCCACUGUCAGAUCGUCUUAAAAAAGGUUUCCGUACGUUUAUUUUUUAAAUCUUUAUUUCGCACCGAUAACCAAUUUUUUGAAAUCUGCAGCAUGUCGAUUCUAAGUGUUCCUCCAUUAUAAACGAAUAUCCACUGCGGGCAACGGAAAGCGCAUUGUUAAGGUAGAAAGUAUGCCUGCAGUAUACCUGCAAAAUUACAAUAACUGCAAAAAAAUAAAUAAUGAUAAUGCAGAACGUACUGCCCAUCAGGUUUCCAAGGCAUCUACAUGAAAACGUGCGCGAACGUAUGCGCUGGCACCGUUCACAAGUUUGGGCGCCACCCCCCACUAGUGUUACCCUGCCGAACACGACAGGGGGCUCGUUAUUCGAUUCGUCGAAUAUUGACACCCUGUGUCAGUAUUCGACAACUCGCCUAAUGUAGCUGUCGUGCUCCAGCAGGCUGAGUUUUUUCGCGUGGUUGUGCAGAAACGAGAUUUAUCUUAUAGGCACGCAUAAAGUGGGUGUCGCAAGAGUGGCGGAACUUGCGGUCAUUGUCUUCCUGUCGAAGGCAAAUAAUGAAUGAGUAUGUUGGGGCUCUUUUUUUCUUUUUCCAACUAACCGCAGAGCGCGAAGUUUGUUGUUUGUGGUCUUCCUUUUUUUUUUCUUGGUUAGGUGCUGUGAUUGAAUGAAACUUGUGUCCUACACUUUCUUUUUUCUUACUAGCGCUUUUUUGUGUGUGUGAUUAUGUUAAGCGCCCGUGAAACUACUGCGGUUCACGGAAGCCUGUAUGUUGCGAAGCAAGUGUUACUGAUAAUUUUUUUAUAGCAUGUCGUUUGUUUCGACGUUCGCGCCUUUCUUUUAAUGACUUUUAUCAUUUUUUUUCUUUCUUCCUUGGUUUGACCAACACGGUAAUUAUUUGUGGCGUAUUACGGCACUUGCACUUUUUUUUACAGUCCGCUCGCAGUUAUCCCACCGAAAUGGACAAACAUGUAGCGCUCCGUUUCGCCAUUUUCAUCAAACUCUUGGAACCAUGUGGUCCGUUUCCUCGUUUCCUUUUUUUUAAAAAUUUCAGCUUGGUUUUUUUACGCUGACCUGCUUUUCGAAUGUCCACGUUUUCAGCGAUACGGCCUCCUUGCGAGUUUUUCAAGGGUUCAGUUUCUUGAAAAAGGCUGUUAGAGUUAUCCUGCUAAAUAUUUUUUUAAUACCAUAGUCCCUUUUUAAAAUAUAUGUAUGUAUCUAUGUCCUUCCCUCUCCUUUGGCGUGUGGGCACCUCUUUAAAAAAAAAAACUUUGUCAUCUUCGGAGUGCACGAUUGAUUGCUCCCAGGGAGCAGGCACCUCUUCAUCCUUUUCAAGGGCCCGUCAAAACCAGGCUUUCGAAGGUUUUUUCAUUCAUCGCCUCGAACUUAAUGUUCAUUUCACUCCGAUAUCCCGCUCGUUGCGUUUUAGUUUGAACGAAAGGAGAGGGAGAGACAAAAAGCGGCGGCAGAAUGGUCAUUCUUUCUGGUAUACUGGUUUACUUUUCGGGACGUUUUAUACUUCGUACAUGUAGAUUUUAUAUAUGAGCAUGCGACGAGAUUGUCAUGGCACUUUGUAUAGCGUCGUGCUUUUUUUCCUCCUUUAUUUUUCGUUUUCUAGGGUGACCUCUUUAUAAGCUCAUGAUUAAUAACUCUCGUUCGGGCCGAGUAGAUUAAAGCCAUAUUUCUCCUCGCCUUCCACGUGCAUUCUCUCACUUUAUUAUUGUUUGCCUUAGGUGCUUAAAAAAAAUAUAUGGAAGUGAAUGUCAAGGUCGGGCUUCUUCUGCCUGUAGGAGUCCUGGCUGCUCUUUUCUUCCCCGUGGUCUUCCCGUAUGUCUACCCAGCACUCAAGAAAAUUGGCCCUAAAUUCUGCACUGAUCUUUUCCAGACGUUAGGACUUUGGCGCCUCUAUUCCUUUUCCAUGCCUUAUUUUUUUUUUCAUCAUUUGCUCUAUUAGUUAUUUUUUUCUUCUGCCUCAUCUUCUUCUGGUUCCUUGAAAGAGGCAUCUACGUUCUCCUUCUGGAUUGGCUUGGCUCUAAACUCGACGUGACUUCACGUACGCGAAGCCUCUUCUGAAGUUGGAGCCUUGCCUUUAUAAUGCCAAGGGUCGCCAUUUCGCCUGCAGCCAACUCGCAUGGGAGAAUGUGUAGGCAGAAACAAGUCGGCGUAAAUCCGAGUAAUUUCUUCUUACAACUUGGCGCAGUCACCGCGGUGCUUGUUUAGGAUUUUCAUUGGUUUAGGGCUUGGAAAUGCUGGAGGAAGCAGUAAUUUUUCAUUUUACAUUUAUUUCGCGUGUGUCCUUUCUAAACUUAGGCUCGGAAACUACACCUGCUCUCCUCCUACAACAGCGGUGUAUCCACAUCUGUUUGGCCGCGGCUUCGGCCUUCAUUGGUCUUUCGGUUAGGCUUAUUUUAUUUUAGUCAUUCAGUUACCUUUUUACUUUCGAUAUUAUGUUUUAUUCCUUAGCAGCUUUAGUUCGAUUCCCGUAGGGUUUGGUGGCUUUAAAGAAUAUUUUCGUCCUUACACUUUGCUGUGCGAAAUUUUAAUCUUUUUUAGCGUCAGGUUUGCACUGGCGUUAUUUAAAUUCUUCAGAGGGCUAACCGAAUGCUCCUUUCACAGCUUGCCGUAAUUCCAGGCUUUUGUUUUUCAUGUUUCGGUACUUAAUCAUUGUGAGGAGUGCAUUUUUGAAGGUAUUGUCGUCAACGAAAUGUCCGCGCCUAUGCUGCAAUUUUUCUGGCAUCGCACUCCGCCUCCUACAGAACAGCCACCUUAACUGAUUGUUUGGCUCAUUUUUUUCUUUUUCCUCUAUGUGCCAAAUUUCAUUAAAAAAAAAUUCAUUGCAGGCAUCCUUCCAUCGAAGUCUUCAUUUCUUAGAGUAGCAAGUUUAGUUUUCGAAAAUUCAGGUGCGCUGGUGGUCCGUGUCCUUACGCCUACUCCGGAACAUGGGCAGUUUGGCUCGUGAACACACUGCCUAGACUAGCUUAUUAGAUUAGCUUACGAGGUUUAGCUUAUUAUAUUAGCCUGUUAGGCGGCACAAAGAAGUGAACCGUUCGGUCGUCCCCGGGUUCCUGCCGUUUUUAUAUUCAGUUUUCAGGCGUUAGGGUCACGCAGGUGUCACCUGAAUCAGAUCGCCGUUCCUGCUUCGCCUUACGGCAGGUAGGAGGCUCUCUGACGAUGUUGCCGUUGACCGGAGGCAAGUUGCAUGCAUUGUCUUAAGUGGUAGGCCUGUUGAAGCGUGGUGUUAUGGCUAUGGCGUUUGUUUCUGGUCCACCUUGGGCACGUUUUAAGAUUUUCACUCGUUCACAACUUAUCAGAUCAUCAGUAUAGGGUGUCACACAUGCAUCUCUUUUUCGCGAACUGUAAGAACACUAGAAAGGAACACUAGAAAGCCACGGGCUAGAAAGGUUCGUUGAUAGGGACGCUAUUCCCUACCGUGGCUUGGGCAACCAUGCGUGAUAGCAGAUAAGAAUAUAUCAAGAAAAAAAAAGUUUCCAUGGAAGAAUGCAGGAACACUCUCAUUUGUCAUGUAUACUGUGCGCUACGUUGAUGUGUAGCAUUAAUGUCGCAGUGGCUACUCUUUGGCUUUUGUGUCAUGUGCAUGUUUCGAUUGCGCUUUAUGGCUUAUAUCAUCCGUUCAGCAGUUAAAAAGAGCUCAUAUCCCCGUUUCGUAACAGGGCAUAUAAUUGACUGCACUACUUGUUUUUUCCUUUGCAGUGCACUACUGAGUAUUUCCUUUUUUUUUUUUUUUAGUGAAGUGUGCCAUGUGCCGUAUGGGCUCAACGAGACGCGAACUGAGCAUGGUUGUGAUGCCUAGCUGCCUUGACACGCGGCUUUAUCGGGAGGAGUAACGUGCUGAAUCGCUUGAGAAGUACUGGAGCAUCCAUGCGGAAGUCUGUGCAGCGUGUAUGUGAAAAAAAAAGAAAAAAAGAACUUAAUUCCAGUUUGUCAGACGUAACGGACUAAGAGCUCGCAAAACAUCAAAUUAAAACGAAUGCUCUGUGAACAAACGAAGAUGAAAAAUAUAACAGGGUAGAAAGCCCUACCGCAUGCCCUUACAUUCGGUUCUUACGAGCACCAAAUCUUAAGCGCGUUUCUUGCCGGCAACCUUUCGCACAGCAUAGUUCACGCCGGACAUUUCUAGAUGGUCGUGAAUCAGUCCGAUCAGGUCUCCCAACCGUGUUCUCUUCGCAUUUCACUCUAUAUGUUGUGCUUGGCUGUGUCGAUUGCAUACCACACCGUAUAUUAUACUGCACUACUCCCAGUUCGCAAGCCAGCAAAUGUUUUUCUCUUUUUCUCUUUCUUUCUUUCUUUCAUCCUUUCUUUUUUUUUUCUUUCGCUUUCGUGGUCAGGACAAUAUUGCCGCUUUCCUACUGACAGCUCUACAUAUUAUCGCCAUUUGUACUCCUCCACCGCAGCAAAUAAAUAUUGCCGCGUCAUGCGUCCACCGGCGAACCUCUUAGCCAGCCGUGCACUGGCCCGGUGUCGUCGCGUAAGGUGGUGGGCCCGGCAAAUUCACCGAGUGUAAUGACCCCGUGUGUAGUUUAGGCGCGACUAUGUAGUCACUAGCGAUGCAUUCCUAUACCUUGUUCCGAAAGGCGCGUUUUUUGUCGCGACAGUGUUGUUGUGAACCCAGCGUGUAGCGGACUCGUGCGAGCAUAGUAUGGCUAUUGAAAGGACUUUCGUGCGGCGUGACCCGGCCCACCAGUGUUUAAAGCGUAGGGGCUGACUCGAUUUUGCAAGAUGAUUGGUCGUGCAUCGUAGUGUUUGAUGUAGCCAGCGUUCGCCACAGGACCCGAUAGGCAUUACCGAUGUAAUAUGCUUAAAUUCGCUAAAAGUGUAGAUGGUCGUUCACUAGCUGGCUUUUGACCAGCGGGUCAAUUCGCCACGUGUCUGUGACGUGAGCGUUGCUAAAGUGGGCGUUGACGAGAGGACAGCUAGUGGAAGUUUGGCGACACCAUAGCUAAUCGGCCGCGUAUACCGAACAUCGUGGCACGUAAGGCGCGCGACUGUGUGAUGCAGACGCUUAUAGCACUAACGUCGCUCUCUAAGCGUCAACGCUAGCAACCGUUAGUGCGCGCCGAAUACGAGCUUGCUGCGAGCUCAGCGGUUCGUUCGCUGAAGCUGAGACGCCCCGGUCAACCGCAUUCCGAGGCUUCGCAGAAUGUCGUCAAGGCGCACGGCGCAUUUGAGAGACGAGGACAGGUUACUGUGUCGCGUCUCUUUUUUUCCCCGCAGCAUACACCCUACGACAGUCGUGGAGCAGUUCAGAAUGUGCCCCUGUUGAGGUGAACGUUGACAGCGUAAGCCAAGCAAGUCCUAGCUGAGCGUUCAACCAGGAAAGGGAGGCGAGACAGUUCGGGGGCCCACAGGAGGCAUUUAGCCUUUUUUUUUUUAGGCGCGCAUGCAGCACGACACACGCGGUCGCCGCAUGACACGCACGCGGAGCGAUUCUUCACUCGCGUGACGUAUAUUGAAGGCGGCUUUGUUGGCGGCCACUGUGGCGUUUUCGGCGCGUGGUAUAGUAUAGUAUACGCUGCAACAUCUGUGGCGUGUUACGGGCUUGCGCGGAACCGCCGCCCCCAUUUAGAUGAUUGCGUCGUCAAUUCUCGGGCUCACGCGAUGUUGUUCGAGAUGGUUGCUGUUUGGAGAGCUAUGCGUGUGUAUGUAGAGAGCGCUGACAACUCGUGGGCCGGGGGUCUGCCGCGUAUGGUAAGCGCUUAAGGAAACAGUCCCUGCACCGCGUGCGACGCCGGUUCGAUUUUUGUGUGUGCGUGUGUGUGCUGUACUGAUCUCAACUGGGAGCUUUGUUAUUGUACAGCGUUGCGAGAGUGCGUGUGCGUGAGAGAAAGAAUGCAGUUUGAAGGUGUGGCGACUGCCCGCGCCCCAAUUCAUUCCGUCUACAAAGAGAGGCUUCGCUCGCGUGUACCGUUAUUUUUACGACGUUUGUUUGUUGCGCUGUUUUCGAGCGUUGGCACAGGCGUGUUUUGUUGAGAAAUUUUAUGGUUCUGUUAGAGCUUGCUUGGGUUGCUUUGUUGCACGCUUGCAGGAUCGUUCCUGCAGUUUUCUUUUUAAAAUUUCUUUAGCAUUGGUGCAGAAAUUAUUCCUUCAAUUUUAGGGUUGGCGAGCCGAAAAAAUUAUGAAAUGUAUCGCUUAUUGAGGCUAUUGGAACUACGAUAAAGGCUGAACAUUGCCUAGCCUAUUCCAACUCUUUUUGUUUUUUGCAUUUUAGCCUGUUUUGACUAAUUCAGUAAUCUUUGCACCUGUGGCACCCGGCAGGUGUAUUUGCGCCGGGUGGCAGCAAUCGGUGAUACACGUUCGGCUGGGGUUUUAUGUUCAUUAAUGUAUUUUUCGUUGAUUGCAUGGCUGUACUGACGAUUUUCUUUUUUUAUUAAAGAGACGUUUGUCUGCAACAUGUGAACGGCAUAUCCUCACCGGUUUUUGUUUUUCAAGGCUGCAAUUACCUGAACAAUCUGUUUAUUGCCACGCCUUUGUGGUUUCGUUUUUUUUUUGAUGCUCCGAUAAAAAGAAUUUAAACGCA
This is a messenger RNA of Dermacentor albipictus, 8126 nucleotides long. It is a transcript of the gene Snap25, whose product is annotated as Synaptosomal-associated protein 25kDa. Gene Ontology annotation, biological process: synaptic vesicle fusion to presynaptic active zone membrane; synaptic vesicle priming; exocytosis. Gene Ontology annotation, molecular function: SNAP receptor activity; syntaxin binding. Gene Ontology annotation, cellular component: SNARE complex; plasma membrane. Lineage: Eukaryota; Metazoa; Arthropoda; Arachnida; Ixodida; Ixodidae. The record is from RefSeq and is a predicted model, not a curated record.